AUGUCGGAGGGCGGGCCGGGGCGGGCGGACCUCCGCAGCGUCCUGGUCACCAGCGUGCUCAACCUCGAGCCGCUGGACGAGGAUCUGUACAGGGGCCGGCACUAUUGGUUCCCGUCCACCCAGCGGCUCUUCGGAGGGCAGAUCAUGGGGCAGGCGCUGGUGGCGGCCGCCAAAUCCGUCAGCGACGACGUCCACGUGCACUCCCUGCACUGCUACUUCGUGCGGAAAGGGAACCCCGAGAUGCCGGUGCUGUACCAGGUGGAGCGGACGCGGACGGGCAGCAGUUUCUCGGUGCGGUCGGUGAAGGCCCUGCAGGGCGGGCAGCCCAUCUUCAUCUGCCAGGCGUCUUUCCAGCGCCACCAGCCCAGCCCCAUCCAGCACCAGUUCUCCAUGCCCGCCGUGCCCCCGCCCGAGGACCUGCCCGAUCUCCGGGAGGUCAUCGCCAACUUCUUACGGCAAAAGGCGGCCGACCCCGCCCGGGGAGCCGACCCCGGGGACCCCAACCUCCAGGAGAGGUAUCGUCUGGGCUUGAAUCGGAUCGCCGCCCGGGACGUGCCUAUUGAGGUCAAGAUGGUCAGCCCGGUCCCGACCGGUCGGGGGCCCCACCCGGAGCCCGAGCAGAUGUUCUGGGUGCGAGCCCAGGGCCACAUCGGGGAGGGCGACGUGAAGCUGCACUGCUGCGUGGCGGCCUACAUCUCCGACUACGCCCUGCUGGGCACCGCCCUGCUCCCCCAGCGCCACCGCUUCACCACCAGCUUCCUGGCCUCGCUGGACCACGCCAUGUGGUUCCACGCCCCCUUCCGCGCCGACCACUGGAUGCUCUACGAGUGCCGCAGCCCCUGGGCAGGGGGCUCCCGCGGGCUGGUCCAGGGCCGCCUGUGGCGCCGCGACGGGGUGCUGGCGGCCUCCUGCGCCCAGGAGGGCGUCAUCCGCGUCAAGCCCCGCCCCCGGGGGGACAGCAAGCUCUGAGGACCCCGGACCCCCCGGACGGAACGACGCCCACCCCUCUGGGGGGGAGGCCCCUUCACCUCGGGGUCCGGACGGCCUCCAAGCCCCGACCCCGGAUAGCCGGGGCUGGUUGCCCCGUCCU
Molecule: messenger RNA, 1090 nt
Organism: Tachyglossus aculeatus (Australian echidna)
Lineage: Eukaryota; Metazoa; Chordata; Mammalia; Monotremata; Tachyglossidae
Gene: ACOT8
Product: acyl-CoA thioesterase 8
Exons: 6
Coding region: 1-969 (322 amino acids)
Biological process (GO): acyl-CoA metabolic process; fatty acid catabolic process
Cellular component (GO): peroxisomal matrix
Molecular function (GO): fatty acyl-CoA hydrolase activity
Source: RefSeq, a predicted model, not a curated record